Corythoichthys intestinalis (scribbled pipefish) is the source of this 4177-nucleotide messenger RNA. RefSeq names its product zinc finger protein 598 (gene znf598). The transcript has 12 exons. The record is from RefSeq and is a predicted model, not a curated record. Gene Ontology annotation, biological process: rescue of stalled cytosolic ribosome; protein ubiquitination. NCBI's taxonomy places the organism in Eukaryota, Metazoa, Chordata, Actinopteri, Syngnathiformes, Syngnathidae. Gene Ontology annotation, molecular function: ribosome binding; ubiquitin protein ligase activity. Bases 213 to 2978 code for a protein of 921 amino acids.
GUGACGUCCCACGUGGACUAGCGUGCGCAGACUCACAAAAUAUGUGAUGAAGAGCACCGCCAGGGUGAGCUGUUAACUGCUCAUCCAGUUAAACUACAGAUCAUAUCGGAAGAGUUUCGUGGCACGUCAGUAGACUUCAUAAUUACGUAACCACUACAGGGGCAGCGUUUGGAAGGGGACCCAUUGGGCCAUUUCCCCAUUUUUACUUUGCUAUGGAUUCAACGAACGUCAAGGAAACUGAAAAGCACUGCGUUCUAUGCUGCCAAGAGAUCGACAUUUUCGCGUUCGGAAAAUGCGACCACCCGGUGUGUUAUCGCUGCUCCACCAAAAUGAGGGUGCUAUGCGAGCAGAAGUACUGCGCCGUCUGCCGGGAGGAGCUCGACAAGGUGGUGUUUGUAAAGUCCGCACAGGCCUUUUCUUCUCUGCCACAUCAUCAGUUCCCCUGUGAGAAGACGCAUGACAUCUAUUUUGGUGAUGAGAUGAUCUAUGCUCAGUACAGACAUCUGCUGUUGUCACAAUGUCCCUGCUGUUCUGAAGCUAAGGUUUUCUCCAGGUUUGUAGAGCUGGAGCAGCACAUGAGGAAGCAGCAUGAGCUCUUUUGUUGCAAGCUCUGUACAAAGCACUUGAAGAUUUUCUCCCACGAGCGGAAGUGGUACAACCGCAAAGAACUUGCACGCCACCGAGCACACGGAGACCCAGACGACACGAGUCACAGAGGACACCCGCUCUGCAAAUUCUGCGAUGACCGCUACCUAGACAACGAUGAGCUGCUCAAACACUUGAGAAAGGAUCACUACUUCUGUCACUUCUGCGAUGCCGACGGCUCCCAGGAAUACUACAGUGAUUAUCAGUACUUGAGUGAGCACUUCCGAGAAAGCCACUAUUUGUGCGAGGAGGGCCUCUGCGCCACCGAGCAGUUCACUCAUGCAUUCCGCACCGAGAUCGACUACAAGGCACACAAAGCUUCGGCGCACAGCAAGAGCCGAGCGGAGGCACGACAAAACCGACACAUAGACCUGCAGUUCAGCUUGGCGCCAAGACAACAGAGAAGAAAUGAAGGCACGGUGACUGGUGAAGAUUAUGAAGAAGCUCGUCACCAACGAGGGGGAAGAGGAAGACUCCAGAUGGGGCAGAAGAGCUGGCGCUACUCUCGUGAGGAUGAGGACAGAGAGGUAGCAGCAGCUAUGCGGGCCUCGAUGGUGAUGCGUCGACAAGAGGACCGAAUGGCAGCGCUGGAGAGGAGCGCUCCUAAACACUAUAGGGAAGAGAGGACUGACAGAACUGAAUCGGAAGAGCAAAGUCCCAGAACAGGACCAAUCAAACCAACAACUAAACCCCCAGUAAGGACAAUGAGGAGUUUAAAUCCAACAGAGGAUGAUGACUUUCCAGUAUUGGGAGCUGCUGCACCACCUGCCAUCAUGAAGUCCUGUCCACCGGUGGUUCCCCCGGCUCCUAGAUCCCUGCAGGAAGAUGACUUCCCCAGUCUUUCAGUAGUCAAAGUCACAGCCCCUAUGACACCGUCUUACCCUGCUCAACCGAAGAAGUCGUCGUCUUUUCAAGAAGAGGAUUUUCCCGCUCUCGUGUCCAAAAUCCAUCCCGUCAAAUCUGCAACGGGCAAGAACUCGGCAUGGUCCACUCACACUGCUCCAGCUCAGUCUAAGGCUCAGCCCCCUCCUUCCGUCAGACCCCCUCCUCCACUCUCUGCAGAAUUCUCCAGCCCCCAAAUUCUGACGUCCUCAACUUCCUCAUCGUCAAGGAGAAAAAAGAAAGUCGGGGAGAGCGGAAAAGAGGCUCCCGCACGCUUGCCUAUUUCCUCCUCUGACGACGAGAGCGGCGGAAUGACGCAGCAGGAGUUCCGCUCGGUACCCACGAUGCUCGACAUUUCAUCUCUACUCACAGUAAAAGGAAGCGAUAGCAAAACCUCGACAGCGACCAGCAAACCUUCAACUCUGUCCCCCAGCGCUAGUCUAACAACAACUAAAGCCAGCAAAAAGAAAAAACAAAAGAACGCGACUGCUCCUUCGAACUCAACUUCGGGGACGCCCGCCUUUGCAAAGACUCUUUCGGUGGAAACGGCGGCUCAAAAGGAGAACGUCCCUGAAAAAACGAGGAAUAAAUCCUCGAGUUCAGCGCCGGUAACGGCACCGAGCCGAUUGAUCAAUGGCUUUAAUGAGAAAACGGUCGUUGGUAAAGAGGCAGUUACAGCACCGCUACAGGCCAACACAGAUGCUCUUGCAGAACCAGAAGAGGAUUUCCCGGCCCUUAAGACCAAGAAGCCUCCUCCAGGGUUCAAGUCCUCCUUCCCAAUAAAGUCGUCAACUGCAGCUCCAUCGUCCCCUAUGCCUCCGCCUCCACCUGGCCUAGGGCUCUCAGCCACUAAGCCCCCACCAGGGUUUACAGGUAUCCCCCUCAACAGUAAUGUGGUGGAGACCCCUCCUCUGGCAGUAAACCUCCUUCCUAAAACGUCAGACUGCGGUUACCUGGUUCCAGAGGACUUCAAUCAAAGGAACCUAGAACUAAUUCAGUCCAUUAGGAAGUACCUCCAUGAUGACGAGUCCAAGUUCAAUCAGUUCAAGAACUACUCUGCACAAUUUAGACAGGGUGUUCUCUCCGCUGCCCAGUAUCACAGCAGCUGUAAGGACUUGCUGGGCGAGGACUUCAACCGCAUCUUCAACGAGCUGCUGGUGCUGCUGCCCGACACCGUCAAGCAGCAGGAGCUCCUGACUGCGCACGGCGACUGCAAGGCUAAGGAGAAGCAGUCGGGAACGGGAGGAGGAAAGAAAAACAAGAACAAGAAAAACGCAUGGCAGGCGGCCAGCACACAGGCCAACGCAAAUGCCGCUGAGCUGGACUGCCAAGUGUGCCCCACGUGCAGACAGGUGCUCGCCCCCAAGGAUUUCAACUCCCACAAGACGCUGCACAUGAGAGAGAAUGACGAGUUCCCUUCCUUGCAGUCCAUUAGCAGAAUUAUCAGCUAGCCCCGCGGCGCCGUUAAGGACUGUGUAGACGACUCCGUCGGUAAUUGCCGGCGCGGAAGACGACAGCGACGGCGUGCAUCUUGAUGGACUUAUGUUCAGAUGAUGUAGCGUCAACUCGCGUUCCAACCGGGUUGUCGGCAGUUUGCAACCACAACUGUUGCUUGAUUUCAGUAGGAGGGAAGACGUCACCUAAUGAGCUACUUGAAGAAUGUUGUUUUGUUGAGGGUAGAAAACAAACAUUGAAUUACCUUUCGCCUUUUGAUCCAUUACAAAAGUUGAAUAACUUUAUCCUGUGUGAAAUUGAAAGCAAAUAUUCUUCAAUAAUCAAUAUCUUUCAAUGGUAAUAAUUCAGCUCACCAACGGUAAUGUGGGCCAAUGAGCCGCAUUGUUUUGUGACUAUGCAGAAUUAACUAGAACAAAUUGAAUACAAUUCAGUUUUCUUCAAGUACUUAAAAGGGGAAUUUGCGAUUUCAACACUUUUGUCACAUUUGAUAAAACAUGCCUGGAAGGUGUGAUAUGUGGAAAAAUAUAAUCAAAACCUAUUUGGGCCACUUUGUGCCUCUAAUUUGAUAGACAAGAAAACUCUGAGGGGAAAAACAACCAACCCGAGAUGAGAUAUAUGGUUGGCCCCUAUUAUUUGUCAUACACUGUCGCCUCAGGGCGACCUGCUAUAAUGUAGGUUGCAAACGCGCCUACUUUUCCUGGGGACAAAAUGGGUUCAGAUUGUACCAGAUUUCUAAUCUCAAAUUAACAAUGUUAUCUGCUACUCUGCUUUUGUUAACUUUUUCAUCGCUAUUGACGGCACUAGACAUAUAAUCGCUGCCAGCCCCCCGGUCAAAAUGGAUUGGACGUCCAGCACCGUUGAUUGUAAUAAAAACUGAGCAGUCAUAGUUGGUCCUCCCAAUUUAAACAAAUUGGACAUCUAACCAUAGCACAUUUUUCUUUUGGCCUCGUAUUAUUAAAUGAGUAGUUUUGUUUACUUCAACACUUGAGUCGCACUUGGGAUCAUGAUGCACACUCCCUUUUGAGCGCGUUUGGGCUAGUGGACUGUGUUCAACCCAUCUCAGGACCUUCAGCUUGCAGUGCUGUGUGUCAAACUGAAUGACCUAAUGACAAACUAUGUAGUCUGUAAAUCAUACAGCUGCUGCUCUUUCUAUUUUCUGUCUGGCUCCAAUAAAGCCCUUACUGUGAAUACAGUA